UACAGCAGUGUAUGGCAGAGCAAGACUCAGGGGAAACAAACAACAAAUAGAAUCACCAUAACCUGUAAACACAAACUCAUCCCAAGAUGCUGGGGAAGCCUGAGACGAGUAAUCCUUCCAACACUAUGACUGAACUGAGCUGUCAGGUGAAAGAAGACAACAUAACUCAGCAUGAGCACUACUCCGCAGAAUGGCUUGACACUUCUCUCUUCAGCAGACCAGAGGAGAGCUGCAAUGCCCGUGAUGCCAAUAUUUGGAGGAGAGAAAGCUUCAGACAACAGGGUGAGACACGUUUCCUGGUUCAGCGCUCUCCAGCACAGGUCAUGAGAAUGGGUCGUCUUGGUCACCGUCUUACCCAGUAUCAGCUGCCCUACCAGCGACCACUGCCUCUGCCCAUCUUCAAGCCUGCAGACCUUACCACAAAAAUGGAUCGCAUUGCAACUCCACCACAGCUGCGUGGCAUGAUUGAGUUUGAGAGGGCUCUCAGCUACCCAGGCAGUGAUGGGAUGUGUCAAGACAAGACACCAGUCUCUCAGAUCACCAAAGAACUUCCGCCAGUAAUGCAGCCAGCACGCAUGGAGCUUGUCAAACCUGGCUUGGCACAAUCCUUCUCUAGGUCUCUGUCUCAGGAGGCCCAGCGAGGUUAAAGGACCUACUGUAGAUGGACAGAGCCAUGGGUGUGUGCCAUCUCACCUAUAUAAUAGACUUAGGAAGGCCAGAUUAGAAUGCAGGGUAUCUGCAUUGUGUUUUCACUAGAAUCUCAGUUCAUAUCCAGCUGCAAAAUAUCCAUUAGAAAAUUAUUUUAAUUUAAUGUCAAGCUACACAUACGUUUCCAGCUUAUGAUGAGAAAAUUACAGAAAUAUCUGUAUCUGAAAAAAGUUAUCUUAUUUAGAAAAUUAACAAUAUGUUGCAACGUUUAGACUACAUGGUGCUGGUCUCCUGCUACUUUUAUUUACACCAGAUAUAAUAUCCAGUGAUACCUAUUCAGUCACGUUCAGCCUGCAUAUGGACCUCACAGUGAAAUGGGGAAGGUUUCUGUAAAAUUCAUGGUCUUUUCAUGUCCACAGAUAUUAAAUAGGAGGUGUGCAUCUUGCACUAGCUCAGAGGGGAGUGGGAAGCCCUUGUUUUCCGUUGCCUUACCUUUUGUCCACAUAUGUUGUUGGUAAGAUUUGUUUUAUGAUGUGAUGUAACUAGCAUCCAUACAUAAAUUAUAACAAUAGGCAACGGGCUAUAGUAAUGUAAAUGUAAGUGAAAGAGGAAUGGGCGCAGGGCAGUUUUAGAGGAGGCAUUGAAGAAUAGGAUCGUAUGCUCUUUAAACCUAUUCUCAGACAGAGUGGGCAGCAAUAGCUUGCAGCACCUCCUCCUGAUAAGAAGGUUGGUAAGAAGUAAUAUGGAGUGACGGUGUGAGACGUUACGAAGUCACAAAGAGAAAGUUCUGAGGACUUUGGGAAUUAACUCUAUGGGUGGGAGGUAGCCAAGUCUAUGGCUAACUAAAGCUGGAUUGUCAAAACAUAUAAGCUACUUAUUACAAAUCUGACUUGCCUUUAAAAGGGUUAAUGCUGUUACAAUACAAUUAACAGAGACUAUAUGUUGCUGUGGAUAGCAAAUACUUUGCACAAUUUUAUAUGUAGAUAUCUGAACAAUUAUAUUUAUAUAAUUCUGUAUUAUAUAUUUGUGUGAUGUAACGAUAAUUUACAUUUUUUUUAGAUGUAAUAAAACAAAUAAAUAAA
Molecule: messenger RNA, 1730 nt
Organism: Pseudophryne corroboree (corroboree frog)
Lineage: Eukaryota; Metazoa; Chordata; Amphibia; Anura; Myobatrachidae
Gene: TCAP
Product: titin-cap
Exons: 2
Coding region: 87-647 (186 amino acids)
Biological process (GO): cardiac myofibril assembly; skeletal muscle myosin thick filament assembly; skeletal muscle thin filament assembly
Cellular component (GO): Z disc
Molecular function (GO): titin Z domain binding; structural constituent of muscle; titin binding
Source: RefSeq, a predicted model, not a curated record